AUGGAAGCAAACAGAGCGCCGCUCUCAGUCUUGCCGCUCAGCAUGAUUCUCCGCUCGCUGGCAACGACAGUGGUCUCCUCUUCUCCCAUUCUUCUGCCGCCCUCGCUGCGCAUCAUGGUGGCGCUGGCUCACGCCCAGUCCCCUAUCCUGAACCCCGAUAGAAACCCCCUUCUGCGGUUCUUCUUGAAAAAGUCCUUUUACGCCCAAUUCUGCGCUGGUGAGAAUGCGGUCGAGGUGCGGCAAACGGUUGGCCGGUUGAAGAACAUUGGCUUCACUGGCGUCAUCCUGGGCUAUGCCAAGGAAGUUGUCUUGGAAAAGUCCGAUGCCAAGGAGUUGACCAUUGCCAAUCUGGGCCAGGAAUCGGCACGCGACAUCGAGAGGGAGAUCAACCCUUGGAGAGAUGGUACCUUGGAGACGGUUCGAUUGGCCGAUCCUGGUGAUUUUGUUGCACUCAAAUUCACCGGUGCUGGCAGCCUAGCCCUCAACCAGCUCAAGAACGGACUUCCGCCUUCUCAGCAUCUCAGUGAAUCCAUUGACGCCAUCUGCCAGCUCGCUCGUGACCGCGGGGUGCGCCUCCUCUUCGACGCCGAACAGGACAUGCUGCAAGACGGCAUCGACGACUGGACUAUGCAAUUCGCUCGCAAGUACAACGACUCUCCAGACACCGCCACCAUCUAUGGUACAUACCAGGCAUACAAGAAGAACUGCCCUGCCGUGGUAUCACGGCACCUGGCCGCUGCGCAAAAAGAGGGCUUCACCCUCGGCAUCAAGCUGGUGCGCGGCGCAUACCUCGGCUCGGAUCCGCGAGAGUGCUUCCACGACACCAAGGAGGAUACAGACGCCUGCUACAACAGCAUCGCCGCCAGCGUCUUGACUAGACAAUGGUCUGCUACCGUUCAGGGCCAGGGCGAGUUUCCCAACGCUCACAUCGUCCUCGCAACUCACAACGUCGAAUCUGUUCGCCGUGCCAGAGCCAUUUGCGAUGCUGGCGGCGCCAAGUCGGACAUUGCAUUCGCCCAGCUCCAGGGCAUGGCGGACGAGGUGAGCUGCGAGCUUGUCGAGGCCAGCCAGUCAGCCCAAAAGGACAAUGCCAACGCUCGGCCGCUGCCCGUUUACAAGUAUCUUGUCUGGGGCACCACUGGAGAGUGCAUGAAGUAUCUCCUGCGCCGCGCUCAAGAGAACAAGGACGCCGUUCAGCGAACGAGAAAUGGAAGAGAUGCCAUGUGGGCUGAGCUGGUUAGGCGAUGCAAGACUGCGGUCGGCAUGGCCUAA
Trichoderma breve is the source of this 1272-nucleotide messenger RNA. Its product is annotated as proline dehydrogenase domain-containing protein. Gene Ontology annotation, cellular component: mitochondrion. NCBI's taxonomy places the organism in Eukaryota, Fungi, Ascomycota, Sordariomycetes, Hypocreales, Hypocreaceae. The coding region runs from base 1 to 1272 and encodes 423 amino acids. The record is from RefSeq and is a predicted model, not a curated record. The transcript is spliced from 2 exons. Gene Ontology annotation, molecular function: proline dehydrogenase activity; FAD binding.